AUGGUACUCAACGUCAACUCGAUGCUUGAGCGCUUGCACGUGCAAAGUGUCUCUGACCAGCUAUACCUGGACGAGAGUCUCUACGGCGAAGUCGUCGCCGAGGAGAACGACACGCUGACCUACAGCAAUUCGGUGAUUGAUAAGGUCAUGGAGGACAGCGGCGUCGAGGGGUUCCUCCCUCCGCGACAACGGUACGAUCUCUACCCCUACGCCAAGUACGCGGCCGAUGUCAAGUUCCAACCAUCCCACCGACCAUCGGGCCGAUUUGGUGAGCAGCGACAUUACUUCAGUGGCAAGCAUAAACUCUACGGACUCAAGAUCAAGGCAUCCGUGUCACCACAAGGUCAACUGGUAGACAUGAGUCCUCUUGAACCUGGCUCUGUGUCGGACCUUACCAUGUUCCGCACGCGGCUCGACGUACACGUGGCCGAAUUGACGAAGACACCUACGGAGACGACCGUCAAUGACAAUGCAUCCGUACUCGCCAUCCACCCCAAGAAGCGACCGGCGAAUGGUGCCCUUGACCGCCAUGACCUCGAACGCGACGCUGCAGUAUCCGCCGACCACGUGAUCGUCGAAAACUUCUUCCGUCGCGUCUGCUUGCUUUGGAAGAUCUCCUACAGCACGUUUGCGUGGGGAGAGAAGAUAUACGAUGGUAUUCAACGACUCACCUCCGCAUGGACGAACUUCCACAUCGGUCUCAUGCCGCUUCGUGAAGACGACCACCACCAGUAUCGCUCGGUCCUUGCGCGCUACGCACGCAUUGCAGAGUAG
Molecule: messenger RNA, 774 nt
Organism: Aphanomyces astaci
Lineage: Eukaryota; Oomycota; Saprolegniomycetes; Saprolegniales; Verrucalvaceae
Exons: 3
Coding region: 1-774 (257 amino acids)
Source: RefSeq, a predicted model, not a curated record